ACCAGUGCUGUUAUCCACAAAAAAGCUCUGGCCAAUCUUGGCAGACUGGCCUUUUAUCAUCUUCCAUAGCCAAUCAAAAACUACUGUAAAACAACAGAGACAGACUCCUAUAUAAGUAAUGAUUGUUAUAGUUAAACUCUGUUGGAGAAUUCUUUUCUUUUUAGAUGGGGUGUCAUUGGUAGUAAUUGUAGAACACAAAUAGCCAGAUAUGAGUGCAAUCUCCUCCAUACAGACACAAGCAACACUCAAAGCAAGACAUAUUGCAGCAUUGAACCCAUGUUUCUCUUCAUCUAAGGAAGCCUUACCUCCAUGUUUAUCUCUCUUUAAGAACCCCAUUUCAGGUUCAGGUGGUUUCUCCUCGAAGGACAAUGCUUUUCUUAGGGGCCAAUUUGACAACACACAAUUUCUGAGUUUUUGUUCAAGCCGUGCUCGGAGAAAGCAACGAGGGCUUGUUGUUUCACCAAGCUGUGUCCUUCCACUCACCGAGGAGAAUGUCGAGAAGGUUUUGGAUGAGGUACGUCCUGGCUUAAUGGCUGAUGGAGGAAAUGUGGCUUUGCACGAAAUAGAUGGCCUUGUUGUGGUAUUAAAGUUGCAAGGAGCAUGCGGCUCAUGUCCAAGCUCAACAAUGACCCUAAAGAGGGGAAUUGAAACUCGCCUCCGAGAUAAAAUUCCUGAAAUUAUGGAAGUAGAGCAGAUCCUGGACACUGAGACAGGACUUGAGCUAAAUGAAGAAAAUGUUGAGAAGGUUCUUGAUGAGAUUAGACCGUACCUUGUAGGCACGGGAGGUGGAGAACUUGAGCUUGUUCAGAUAAAUGACUACGUUGUAAAAGUUCGGCUUAGUGGACCUGCAGCUGGAGUUAUGACUGUUCGUGUUGCUUUAACUCAAAAAUUGAGGGAAAAAAUACCUGCUAUUGCAGCUGUUCAACUGCUUGAUUGAAAGGAAACAAUACGAAACAUCAUUUUUGUAAAGCUGAAAUUUGAAAUGCCAUUCACUUCCCAUAUUCCUCAUACAAGGCUAAUUGAACUCUUAAAUCCUUCCAUUAAGAUAACAUUCCAAGUAUUUUUGAAUUGAUGGAUUGUGUUUGGAGAUGUUUCUGACAGAAAAUAGCUGUUUGGGCAUAGAUUUCUUAUUAUAUUCUUAACCAAAUAGAAACAGGGUUGAUAGUUAAAUCCUUGUAUGAUAUGAGUGUCAUCAAAUUUGACUUCCUAACAUAGCAAGGGAAACAAGAGAUAACAAAAUGAAUGAACUUAACUCCAUACUGGGAAAAAAAAAAUUGACUUAAAAGAAAUAACUUUUCCACCUAAAACGCAAGUGGUAACGAUGUUUUCUUCUUGCAG
Durio zibethinus is the source of this 1338-nucleotide messenger RNA. RefSeq names its product nifU-like protein 3, chloroplastic. Gene Ontology annotation, cellular component: chloroplast stroma; mitochondrion. Gene Ontology annotation, molecular function: iron-sulfur cluster binding; iron ion binding. Gene Ontology annotation, biological process: iron-sulfur cluster assembly. The record is from RefSeq and is a predicted model, not a curated record. NCBI's taxonomy places the organism in Eukaryota, Viridiplantae, Streptophyta, Magnoliopsida, Malvales, Malvaceae.